AUGGGCCGAUACUCGGGCAGGAGCUUCCGUCUCAUUCAUGAGCGUUUUUUUAGCGUCGUGAGCAUCCUCCUCUUCGUGAUGGAGCUUGUGAUCGCCUACUUAGGCAACUCGCUGUCCUUGGCCUCGGACGCCUUCGCUGUCCUUUCCCACCUGCUGUCCAUGGUGAUAGGCUUGUUCGGCCUGAGGGCCAGCAGUAUCACCCAGCACAGGAAGAGCACUUUCGGCUUUCUUCGGGCAGAUGUUGUGGGGGCUUUCGGCAACUCCAUUUUUGCCGUGGCCUUGAUGUUCAGCAUCCUGAUCGAGGCCAUCAAAAGGUAUAUCGAUCCCCAGAAGACACAGCAGCCGCUGCUGGUUCUCAGUGCUGGGAUUAUCGGGCUGUUCUUCAAUAUUCUCAACUAUUUCAUCCUGGACUGCUGCUACUGCACGGCACAGGGGCCCGGGGGAGACGUUGAGACAGGUGAUGCCCUCAGCACCCAGAACGAGCCAGAGGAGACGAGGAGAAAGGAGAAGAAGUCCGAAGCCCUGAACAUCAGAGGUGUGCUCUUGCACGUGAUGGGAGACGCCCUGGGGUCGGUGGUGGUGGUGAUCACGGCCAUCAUAUUCUACACGCUUCCCCUGAAAGACGAGGACCCGUGUAACUGGAAAUGCUACAUCGACCCCAGCCUGACCAUCAUCAUGGUCAUCAUCAUUUUGUCAUCUGCCUUCCCACUCAUCAAGGAGACCGCUGUCAUUCUGUUGCAGAUGGUCCCCAAAGGAAUCAAGGUGGAAGAGCUGAUGAGUAAACUCUCUGCCGUGCCUGGAAUCAGCAGCGUUCACGAGCUGCACAUCUGGGAACUCGUAAGUGCGAAGGUCGUCGCCACCCUGCAUAUCAAGUAUGAGAAGGACAGGGGGUACCAGGACGCCAACGUGAAAAUUCGAGAAAUCUUCCACAACGCGGGAAUCCACAACGUGACCAUCCAGUUUGAGGAGGUGGACUCGCAGGAGACCCUGGGGCAGAAGGAGUCGCUGUUCCUCUGCAACUCACCCUGCGUCUCCAAGGCCUGUGCCACGCAGCUCUGCUGUCCCCCUGGGGCCCUGCCUCUGGCCCACGUCAAUGGCUGUGCCGAGCACAAUGGCUCCUCUCCUGUAGACACGUACCGAGCAGAAGGCCUCGGCCGAAGAGAAAUGACAGAAGUGGCUGUCAAAGUAUCUUUGGAUGGCUCUGUGAGUGACCGUGGACAAGCUUUUACCAAAACUCAGGAGGACCAAUGUUAUGUCAACAGCACCCAUUUUUGA
Pteropus alecto (black flying fox) is the source of this 1275-nucleotide messenger RNA. It is a transcript of the gene SLC30A10, whose product is annotated as solute carrier family 30 member 10. Gene Ontology annotation, biological process: intracellular zinc ion homeostasis; zinc ion transmembrane transport; manganese ion transport. Gene Ontology annotation, cellular component: membrane. The record is from RefSeq and is a predicted model, not a curated record. Gene Ontology annotation, molecular function: zinc ion transmembrane transporter activity. Lineage: Eukaryota; Metazoa; Chordata; Mammalia; Chiroptera; Pteropodidae.